UGUAGCUUGAUAGAGCGAGCAGCUGUUAGUUUACCUGUCGCAUGUUGCCGUGAACAGGCAACUAAUCGGUAACUAACCAGGUUAACGGACAGUCGGGGUCGCUGGGUUUUGGCGGGAGAAUGGAGACGUUCAGUAAACUGACCAACAUGCUGCUGCACGCGCUGGAGACGAGGGAGCCCACAGUGGACCUGCUGGGUUCCUUUGUGGAUCAUUGGAAAUCUAUAACCAGUUAUUACAUCGAGACGACAGAUGACAGCCGUCCUGUCAGACAGACCGACAUCCCCUGGCAUCUCAGACAGAUGCUGGACAUCCUGGUGUAUGAGGAGAAACAACAGGCUGUGGAGGACACGGGGCCCUGUAUGGAGUACCUGCUGCAGCACAAGCUGCUGGAGACUCUGUGCACGCUGGGCAAAGCUCAGUAUCCUCCGGGCAUGUCUCAGCAGGUCUUGGUGUUCUUCUCUAAGUUGUUGUCUCAGCUGCAGAAACCUGUGCUUCACCUGGUGAACGUGUACAGACCUGUACAGAAGCUGAUUCGUCUCUGCGCACUUCCUGGUUCCCAAACGGAGAAGGAGGAAGCUCAGUUCCUAUUGGUCGUCUGCUCCGCAGUCAAACGGGAUCCACACAUACUGCGAUACGUCGUCGAGAUUCUGGACCAACCAGAAGCCACGACUUCCUCCAACCAAUCACAGCUCUGUGCACACGCCUCCAAUCAUAGGACAGAGAUGCCACAGUCCUCCAGCCAAUCAAAUUCAUCUGGCUCCAGCCCUGUCCAAUCAGAGACAUCCGCCUGCAGCCCUGUCCAAUCAGAGUGCGGUCUGCUGUCGGCUCUGCUGCAGCUCACCAGGAGUCGGAGGGGCUCGGUGAGUCUGAAGGCCUAUCAGAGCCUCCUGCUGCUCUCUGGUCUCCAGUCCGGAUCCUCAGGGGACAUUCUGUCCAAUCAGACCCAGCUGGGAGAGCUGCUGGCUGGGAGGCUGCUGGAGCUUUACUCUCUGCUGCCUCUGGAGAGUCUGGAUCCUGGACAGGUGCAGAGCUGGCCCCGUACCCCAUGGAGCUCUCAGUUCUCCCGCUGCAGCUCUGACCUCAGCUCAUCGUCUCCUGCUUAUGAUCACAUGGCCAAUUUCUUCUCCUGGUUUGACUUCCUGGAUCACCUGAUGAGAGAGGCACCACAGCUCCUGUCAGUGAAGACGGCUCAGUGUGUCCAUCACAUGUGGCUGCGGGACGUCCUUCAGCCUCAGCUGCUUCACCCGUGUGUUUUUCUCCUCUGGUCCAGGUGUGAGCACGUGGUCCUGGUCUCCACCUCCGUCCUCUGUGUCUCUGUCAGACUCAUUCAGUCCUCCUCUCUGUUAGAUCAGCUGGUUCACUUCCUGUUGAAGACGAACAGUCUGACACACCUGCUGCUGCAGCGCUGUGAUCACAUCUCUGACCAGAUCAGCAUGGUGUCUCUGUCUCUGGUGGAGGAGUUACUACAGAAACCUCACAGGGACAUUUUGGAUGUGCUGGUGUUGAAUUUUCUGCAGAGUCGCAGUUACCUGUGUCCACCUGCUGCAGGUGUGGAUGACAGACACAACGAGACCGACGAGGACAGCGAGGAUCUGGAGGAGGACCCCUUCUUCUCCGACAGCUUGUUGUUCUCAGACGGCCAGCUCCUUCCUCCUCCUCCUCCUCCUCCUCCUCCUCCUCCUCCUCUCUCCUCCUCUGCUCCUCCUCCUCCCUCUGGGCUGGGAUCAGCAGCUGACGUUGUCAACAGUUUCUUGUGUUUAGUUCCUGUUCAGGUUCGGUCGGCUCAGCUGCUGCAGGAGGGCGGAUACGAAUCCUACGUCCACGACGCUCACACACUGGUGACUGAGUGUCUCUCUCUCUCUCAGUCGUGGGAUUGGCCGUCCAGUCUUCCUCCUCCCUCCUUCUCCUCAGGUGCAGAGGAGUUCUUCGAGGGUCACCUGUUCAAAGUUCUGUUCGACCGACUGGGACGCAUCCUGGAGCAGCCGUACGAGUUGAACCUGCAGCUGACGGCGGUUCUCUCCAGACUCUCGGCCUUCAACCAUCCACUGGUCCACGAAUACUUGCUCAACCCCUACAUAAACCUGUCUCACUGCUCCAGGUCGCUUUUCUCUGUCCUCAUCAGGGUGAUGGGAGAGUUGAUGCAGAGGAUUCAGCAGAUUUCCCACCUGACAGACAGACUCCUGAACACCAGGAGACACCUGCUGGGACUGAACCACAGCACUGGGCUGGAACACCUGACACUGCUGAGAGGAGUCAUUGUCCUGGAGGAGUUCUGUAAAGAGCUUGCUGCCAUCACCUUCGUCAAACUGCCCCUGCACCAGAACUGACACCUGGUCCAACUGUGACAGGUACACAGGUGUUUGGAUCUACAGGACGUCUGCGGGUCCCGCUGGACUCGCACCAGGUUUGGCUCACGAGUCGACCUGAAGCAGCAGAGAAGCGAGUAUAAGCCUGGGUAUUAAAGAGGCAGUGUGUUAUGGAACGCCGCAGGGCCUUGAACGCAGCACCGUGUCCACUGGAUGUUACAGACGCCCCAUCCAUCAGAUCCUGUCAGACCUGGUCUGAGGCGGAGUCACAGCCUGAACGCUGCUGAUGAUAGAAUCAUCUUUAUAAUCACUGAGUCUGUUUUUAUUAUUUAUCUACAGAUUAUUUAAAAUAUUUAAGUGCAAUUCAUCCCAAAGGUGAUGGAUGGAUGAAUGGAUGAUGAGUGGAUGGAUGAUGAUGGAUGAUGAAUAGAUGGAUGAUGAUGAUGGAUGGAUGGAUGAUGGAUGGAUGAUGAUGGAUGGAUGAUGAUGAUGGAUGGAUGAAUGAUGGAUGAUGAUGAUGGAUGAAUGAUGGAUGGAUGUGUCGUCAGAUAGAUGACAUGCUGAUGAAGGUGACGGUGGUUCAGAUCUUUUCUCGGCUCGUGUUCAGAACAAACUGAGCAGAUGAACGGAUGAAGCUGAACUGUGAGAAAACGCGACUGAAAUAAAAAAAAGGAUAAAAACUGUAGAAACUAAAAGAUGAACAAACGUUCUGAUCAGUUUCAUAGAAAAUGUUUCUGUUCACUUUAAACUCACUUGUCUUGAACGUGAGCAAGAAAACGAACUUUAUUUGUCGGAGUUUGAGUCGAGCUUCCAUUUGACUUUGAAUUUGCAUGUGACCGUUGUCUGACUGCUGAUUGGUCGCUGACUGUCACUAAACAAACUGGUUCAGCUGCUGUUUUCCAGCUGCUGAAUGUGAUUGUAGAUAAAAACCUGCUGACGUGUGGAAAAGUUUGGGUUCUUCAUGUAAACGUGUUUAGCUGGGAUGUUGUUUUCUUCUCACUGUCGAUGAAUCUGCUUGUUUUUAUUUACGUGUUUGUCGUUUAUGAGCUUCGGUUUGGACGAAGGAAAAUUAAAUUCUAAGGAAAAGAAGCUGUGAUGUUUCAGACUGAAUGUUCAGCUGAUGUUUGUUCUCUUUGCUGAU
Messenger RNA from Toxotes jaculatrix (banded archerfish), 3447 nucleotides. RefSeq names its product FHF complex subunit HOOK interacting protein 2B (gene fhip2b). Lineage: Eukaryota; Metazoa; Chordata; Actinopteri; Toxotidae. The transcript is spliced from 18 exons. The coding region runs from base 120 to 2327 and encodes 735 amino acids. The record is from RefSeq and is a predicted model, not a curated record.